This is a messenger RNA of Doryrhamphus excisus (bluestripe pipefish), 1145 nucleotides long. RefSeq names its product linkage group 9 C22orf23 homolog (gene lg9h22orf23). The record is from RefSeq and is a predicted model, not a curated record. Lineage: Eukaryota; Metazoa; Chordata; Actinopteri; Syngnathiformes; Syngnathidae.
AUGAUAAUAUAUAUAUCAACAUAGUGCACUGUGUCUCCCUCUAGUGGUUAUGUAUAGCUCUGCUAGGCUAAAACAUAACCAAGUAUAAAUACUGUAAUGCACUGAGUGAUAUUCAAAUUUUGUAAUAUUGUGAUUCUUUUUAAAAACACAGUUCGAAACAAAAAGUGAAAAUAUUUAUGUUGCAUUAUUGUCUUGUUUAUUGGUUGCUAUGGUGACGACUACUCGGCUGUUGUGUACGUACAGCGACAGCAGAAAACCAAAACAGAAUUAAAUUGCAGUAUAGAGUCUAGUUUGGAGACGUGUUCCGCACAGAUGGACGGGUCCUCACAGUUCACCGUCAAUGGCGGACGAUGGAGGAGACCAAGUUGCAGCCAGUAUAGCAAGAACACCCAAGACCUGCUGAGAUCAAUGAUGCGGGACUUGAGCCUCACCAACCUCCAAAGAAAACACAUCGAUGAGUGCUUAAAGAAUGGAUCUGCUUUGCCACGGACCACUCAGCCCGCAGCAUCAAUUUCCCCCCGUCAGCCGAAAGGCAGCAAAUGCAUCCCUAAGCUUCUUUCUGGUCGGCCGCAAAGACGCAGUGCUGCUUCCUGCCGUUCUGGGAACAAUAUCAGAGAAAAGUUCUGCCCUGCACCGACAAGAGACUUAGAAAAAGAGAAGAGGAGGCUUCAAAGUAUCUUGGCCACAGGACAAGAAGAAGCAGCAGAUGAUGCGCCUUCGGAAAAUGUUAUGUGUGUGAAAGCUGCAGUGACAGAGGAGAGGGACCGUUAUCAAGAAGUUCUGGAUGAGAUUGAGGAAAGGAGACAAUUCCUGGCAGAUAUGGCCUCUGUAGGACAGGAGAAGCAGUACAUCCACAUCAUCAACACGGAAAUAUCACAGAAAAUCCGUGAACUGGAGAAAUUAGCUGAAGCCCAAAAACCAAACAAGGAAGUGAUGGCACCUGAGAGGCCCGUGGAUGCAAGCUAGUGCUAAAAGGUUAAACAAAGAAUAAACAACUGCAGUAUCUGUAUUAACUUGUUUUAUUUACCUGCCUUAGACUGUAAACAUUUCUUAUAAUCCUAUUUUUGGGGGUUAAAAACCAUCUGACAGGCAUUGCAGAAGUUCCUUGAUAUGUUUUAGAAGGAAGACGACAUGAUUGAGGACAA